GUCCAGAGUAUCGCAACCCAAAGGAAUCCUUUGGUGAGCGGUGGAUCCCAAUGUCAGAAAGCCUUUGAUGACAUAAUAGGAAAGCUAACAUCAGCUCCAGUCUUAGGAUUUGCAGACCCCCAACUUCCGUAUGUCCUACAUACAGAUGCCAGCACUGUUGGCCUUGGGGCUGCAUUAUAUCAGGUUCAAGAUGGUCAAUCUCGAGUCAUAGCUUUUGCGAGUCGAGGACUUUCAAAGAGCGAGAGGAAGUACCCGGCUCAUAAGCUCGAAUUCUUGGCCCUUAAGUGGGCAGUCACAGAAAAAUUUUCUGAUUACCUAUAUGGUACAGACUUCACAGUAGUGACUGACAGCAACCCACUGACAUAUAUUUUAACAUCCGCAAAGCUUGAUGCGACAGGGUACAGGUGGUUGUCCAGUCUUUCUACUUACUCAUUCAAUCUUCAGUACAGAGCCGGAAAGCAAAAUCUAGAUGCUGACGCACUCUCUCGCCGACCUCACGAUCCACCAAAGGAUGAUUAUGCAUCCAAGAAGGAGAGUGAGAGAAUCCGGCAGUUCACACUGUACCAUCUGAGCAAUCCUGACAAUCCAGAAACUGUUCCCAAGGAAGUGAUAAAGGCAAUUUGUGAACGUCAUAUGGUUACUUCAUCUGUAGCUGGUGUUCAAGCCACCUCUCCUGGGUUGACAUUAGUUGAAUCCCUCACUCACCAGUCCACAGCCAUUCCCGACUGCUUCCAGCAGGAACAAGUGGAUGGGUCUCCUCUUGUUCAUUCAUUUUCAGAAGAAGAGUUGAGGCAAAAACAAACAUUAGAUCCUGCUAUCAAUGCAGUCAUUGUACUCUUGGAGACUGGUGAAACUCCAUGUCCCAGCCUCAGGUUGGAGCUACCAGAACUACCUUUGUUACUCAGAGAGUUGUCGCGGUUAGAGAUCCAGAAUGGAAUUCUCUAUCGUAAGCGAAAAGACGGUCCAAAUGUCUCAUAUCAGCUUGUGCUUCCUGAGGCGCUAAGAGCUACAGCACUUAGGAGUCUUCAUCAUGAUAUGGGCCACCUUGGAGUCGAACGAACAGUAGAUUUGGCAAGAACCAGAUUUUACUGGCCGAAAAUGUACAUGACCAUAGAUAAAAUGGUUAAAGCCUGUGAGAGAUGUGUUCGUCGAAAAACACAUCCAGAAAAAGCUGCUCCACUUAUGAACAUUAAAACCUACCGACCUCUCGAACUGGUGUGCAUUGAUUUUUUAUCAAUAGAGCCAGAUCGCUCAAACACUAAAGACAUUCUAGUAAUUACUGAUCAUUUUACAAAAUAUGCAGUGGCUAUACCAACUCCAAACCAGCGGGCACAGACCAUAGCAAAGUGCCUCUGGGAAAACUUCAUUGUUCAUUAUGGUUUUCCUGAAAAGCUCCUUAGUGAUCAGGGUGCUGAUUUCGAAUCAAAAACCAUAAAAGAACUCUGUGAACUCAUUGGCAUGAGGAAAGUGCGCACAACCCCUUACCAUCCUAGGGGAAAUCCGGUUGAAAGAUUCAACCACACUCUUCUUCAAAUGCUCGGAACACUUGAUAAGUCAGAUAAACUCCGCUGGAAAGACUUUGUCAAACCUCUGGUACAUGCUUAUAAUUGUACAAAGAGUGAUGUGACUGGAUUCUCCCCGUACGAAUUAAUGUUCGGGAGACAGCCCAGAUUACCCAUUGAUUUGAUUUUCAGAUUGCCCACCAAUGCUGCUAAGCAGACUCAUUCUCAGUAUGUUGGCAAUUUAAAAUCUCGGUUGGAAGAAAGUUACCGUAUUGCUACUAGCAAGGCAGGAAAGAACGCAAGUCGCAAUAAAGCCAGAUUUGACCGGCGAGUGAUUGAAUCAACCUUGCAGACAGGAGACCGAGUUCUCAUACGAAAUGUGAAGCUGCGUGGAAAACAUAAAUUGGCAGACAAGUGGGAGGAGGAUGUUUAUAUUGUCCUCAAGCGAGCUGGAGAAAUGCCAGUUUACACAGUUAAACCAGAAAGUAAAGAUGGACCAGUGCGAACUCUGCACAGAGACUUGCUUCUGCCAUGUGGAUUCCUGUCAGUAGCUGCAGAAACUGAAACAGUCAAGCCUUGUCGAAACAGGAGGCCCAGAACAAGACAACGUCCAGUCGUCGAGAGUGAAGAGGAGAUCAUCUCAGAUUUGGAUGAUGUACCUGAUUGGACAUUCUUCCCUCAUGUUAUGUCAAAACAUGAUGCACAUGUCGUGGUGCCUGAAACUCACAAGUUGAGUGAGCCUCCUUGUGCAGUCCGACACUCAGCAGAAACAGAGGAGUCUGAAAAUUCCCUCUCACCUGAUGCUCCAACAACUCAAUCCCUUGUAAGAGAUGGAAGUACUGGAGAUAUUCAGGGUGCAUCAAGUGUCAACUCACCUGAAAAUGUCAACUCACCUGAACAAGACAGAUUAUCCGAAGCAAACGUUUCACCUGAACUGAACUCAGUAAACAGAUCCCCUCAGUGUUUCGAUUUGCAGCAAUCUGAAGAAACUCCUCCAGAUAAUGAGAUGAGCUCAGAUGCAGCAUGCAAUGAUGGGUUUUGUGAAGUAAAUGAACCUGUCACUGACCAGCCUGAACCUUUAAAGUUUCAGACUGAUGGACUUCAAGAUACUGAAACAUCUCUCCGUCGAUCUCAAAGAGUGCACACAAAGCCUAACAGAUUAGAUUAUGUAACACUAGGAAAUCCUCUGAUGAUGGUGGUGAAUUCUCUGUUCCAGGGUCUAAGUGAUGCAUUGACUAGCUCCUUGAAUGGUUUUGAGAAUGUAUCCCAUAAUUCCGUCAGGCAUCCUUAAGCUGUGUGACUCCAUGUCACAUUGCAGAUGCCCAGGGACGGGCAUACCCUUCAGAGGGGAGGGUGUAACCCACAUAAAGUGGGUAUGCCACUUUAAGAGAAGAGGUUAAGGAAGCUGGGUGGUCUGCCUGGCCAAUGAGAAGUUUGGUUUCCAGAGCGUCUGGACCAAUCAGGGUGCAGGCUGCCGUUGUGGAUCCCGCCCUUCUCCCCCGGGUCUGCAGUACCGUUGGUUUUGCUCUAGAGAUCCGACGCGGUGAGACUGCUGAGCGGGGCAGCGCCAGAAGCCGUUAGGAAUCGUUGGCUCUUUCUGGCAGUUAUUUCAGCGUGUUCUUCG
Xiphophorus hellerii (green swordtail) is the source of this 3126-nucleotide messenger RNA. RefSeq lists its product as uncharacterized. NCBI's taxonomy places the organism in Eukaryota, Metazoa, Chordata, Actinopteri, Cyprinodontiformes, Poeciliidae. The record is from RefSeq and is a predicted model, not a curated record. The coding region runs from base 634 to 2793 and encodes 719 amino acids. The transcript has 2 exons. Gene Ontology annotation, biological process: DNA integration. Gene Ontology annotation, molecular function: nucleic acid binding.